AAUGUUAACUAAAAAUGAUUGUGUCCUCUUAACACUUUUAUUCCAGAACUGUUUGCCCCAACGCCUGGAUCGAGAAGUGGGAUGAUCUGAGGGAGAAAGGAGCUUUCCCCGCCAAACUCUAGAUUCUCAUCGAGAUAAAGAUUAGCAGAUAUAACGCAAUUUUAACCCCCCUUUUUUCAAUAACAAAUCAGUAAUUUUUUAAAUUUUUAUUCCUUUAACUCUUAUAUUAGAUAACAUGAAUGCGUACAUUUUCUCAUGUGAAUAUCUCUUAAAAAUAGUAUUUUGUUAGUUUAGUGGUAGACAAUUAAAAUAUUAAAUUUAUUGUUAACUAGAAAAUUUUAGCACCCUUUGCAACUAAUGAUUUGAUUUCAGAUGUCAAUAAUUUAAAGAUGUCGGCAAUAUAUAGAGCUUUGCUUCUCAUUCCCUCCAGAUAUGGGAAUGGUGGUUCAGUUUACAAAAAUCUAGCUGGUAUCCAGCAAAAUUUAACAAGGCAGUGUAGCAACCAGGCCACUGGUAAGCCUGCCAGCCAGGCAGUUCAAGCAGUCGCGGAACAGAAAAAAACUGAAGUUGCUAAACAUGAGCAUCUUUCCAGGAAAGAUUUGGAGGCUCACCAUGUACCGACGGAUUUCCACAAAAGGAUUCUUGUUCAUUUCAAGUAUUAUCCUGACAUGGCUUCAAUCCCGGAUCGGGUUGGUGUAUCUAUGAUGGGGAAGGCAUUGAGCCAAGCCAGAGUUAAAGUUAGCAUCGCAAUGAUGGUGAUUGCAUUGAUUCUAUGUUUCCUCACUGCUUGGUAUGGGAAAACACACCAGCAUGAGAUGUCCUUGGUCGAGGUGAAUCUACGCCGUCACGAAGCGUACAAGCAGGGGCUAGAUGCGUCAGGGGGCAGGCGUGGUCUUAUUCUUUACGAUAAGAAAAAGGAGGAUGUUAAAACUGAGUAGAUGAUGAUGUGAAGUAGAAUGGGAUAAUUGGCUGUAUGCUUUCAGUUUAUUUUUAGAUAAAUUAUGAAAAUCCGAAA
Molecule: messenger RNA, 1015 nt
Organism: Eurytemora carolleeae
Lineage: Eukaryota; Metazoa; Arthropoda; Copepoda; Calanoida; Temoridae
Exons: 8
Coding region: 390-938 (182 amino acids)
Source: RefSeq, a predicted model, not a curated record